AUGUCACCUUCUGUCGUUGAUGACGCCCCUAAAGCCGGAGGGGCAGCCACCUCGUUGAAGCCCAACAUCGGCGUCUUCACAAACCCAAAGCACGACCUUUGGAUAAAUGAAGCUGAACCCAGCGUCGAUGCCGUCAAAUCUGGAGCCGACCUGAAGCCCGGUGAGGUUACCAUUGCCAUCCGCAGCACCGGCAUAUGCGGUUCUGACGUUCACUUCUGGCACGCUGGCUGCAUUGGGCCCAUGAUUGUAGAGGACGAUCACAUCCUCGGCCACGAAUCGGCUGGUGAAAUCAUCGCCGUCCACCCCAGUGUCACGAGCCUCAAAAUUGGCGAUCGCGUUGCUGUUGAGCCCAAUGUCAUCUGCAACGCUUGCGAGCCUUGCUUAACGGGUCGCUACAACGGCUGCGAAAAGGUCGAGUUCCUAUCUACGCCGCCGGUGCCGGGACUGCUCCGACGCUAUGUCAACCACCCGGCCGUUUGGUGCCACAAGAUUGGCAACAUGUCUUAUGAGAACGGCGCGCUGUUGGAGCCCCUGAGUGUGGCUUUGGCCGGCAUGCAGAGGGCCAAGGUCCAACUUGGUGAUCCCGUCCUGGUCUGUGGAGCUGGGCCUAUCGGACUGGUAUCCAUGCUUUGCUGCGCUGCGGCCGGUGCUUGCCCGCUCGUCAUCACAGACAUCUCCGAGAGCCGCUUGGCUUUUGCAAAGGAAGUCUGCCCUCGCGUAAUCACACACAAGAUUGAGAUGGGAAAGUCAGCCGAAGAGACUGCCCAGGGCAUUGUCGGAGCCUUUGGCGGCAUUGAGCCCGCCGUCACCAUGGAAUGCACCGGUGUCGAGAGCAGCAUUGCGGCCGCCAUCUAUGCCAGCAAGUUCGGAGGCAAGGUCUUCAUCAUUGGUGUUGGCAAGAAUGAAAUCAACAUUCCCUUUAUGCGGGCGAGUGUACGAGAAGUCGAUAUCCAGCUGCAGUAUCGAUACAGCAAUACCUGGCCGCGAGCCAUCCGCCUGAUCGAGAGUGGCGUCCUGGAUUUGUCCAAGUUUGUCACACAUCGCUUCACAUUGGAAGACGCUAUCAAGGCGUUUGAGACUUCGGCGAAUCCCAAGAGCGGCGCGAUCAAGGUUAUGAUCCAGAGCCUGGAUUGA
Messenger RNA from Trichoderma atroviride IMI 206040, 1134 nucleotides. RefSeq lists its product as uncharacterized. Gene Ontology annotation, molecular function: L-iditol 2-dehydrogenase (NAD+) activity. Lineage: Eukaryota; Fungi; Ascomycota; Sordariomycetes; Hypocreales; Hypocreaceae. The record is from RefSeq and is a predicted model, not a curated record. Gene Ontology annotation, biological process: D-sorbitol catabolic process.